GUGUGGAAAAAACGUACAACUUUGCUAUUUUCUGACCCUAAUAUUCCAUAAAUCACGCGAAAAUAAGUAGCACCUAAACCAUAAAGAUACGUGCUAUACAGUCAAGUACAUUUUUGUCGGUGGCAUCCUUGUGGAAUGAGGCCAAAACCCUUUUUUCACCAUGGAUAUUUUUGAGGAACUUGAUUUGACAGAUUCUUCCGGGGCACCACCAAAGCCCGUGAUUUCGCCCGACUUUGAUUUCAUGACAGAAUUCCUUGAUGACCCUGAAGAAGAUAAUGCAGAAAUAUCUAACCUGAAUUUGAGCUGUGAUGAUGAGCCAGAAUGGUGUGAUGGGUGCAAGAAGCUCAAACAGGACAUCACUGGUCUACAGCAGGAGUACAAGCAAAACAUCCUCACACUAAAGCAAAAGAUUGUACCAACAGAUUUGCUCAUCAAGAGAUACAAUUCCAAGUGUCAAGAUAUCCUUAAAAAGGUUUCAAGUCUUUAUCAGAAAGUGCUUUUAAGAAGCUACCAGUAUGGCUACAAGUUUCAAGGAAAUAAAUAUUGCCUCUUGUGUUCACCCAUCUUAUGUACCAUGAAUUUUCAAUUGUUUCUCCUUGACCACUUUGUACAAUUCGAUACUCAGAACAAAAAGUUAGAAGAUCUGACAAAAAAGUUUGAGAAGUCCGAAAGGGCCUGUACAACAUUAGAAGCCCAGUUGCAGUCCGCCAUGAGUGAAUGCCAACCGGUGAAGGAUGCCAACCGGCAGCUGGAGAGAGACAAACAGGACCUCAUCCGAAGGUGUGGGAUGCUUGGAGAUCAGGUUGAAGCUUUGAAGAGUACGUGCCAGCAGUUCGAAUCGAUGAAUCGCAGCUCAGAAAACUUCAACAACGAGGCCAAGAAUUUUGAGAAGAAAGUGAAACAAGCUGAAGAUGCGAAAGCAAGGGCCGAGCAGCAAGCAGCAAAGUUCCGAGAAGACUUCAACAACCAGAAGAAUGAACUAAUCAGACAGAAGCGACUACGACGUGCUCGUGAGGACCGGCUGACUAAAGUUGAGAAGACCCUUGAUGAAUACUCCAAGCUGCUGAAGAGUCAUGGUCUCCUUCCCGGCGCUCCAACUUCCAAAUUUUACACGGCCAGAAGGACGUCUGCAGGUAUCGAAACUGUUGAACGGGUUGAAGCAAUUGUUGAAGAUUUCUCAGAGGAUGACGUCAAUGACGACAUGGAAGGAGUUGCGGUUGAAGCAGACGUCAGGGACGUUGUGGAAACGAAGGAAGAAGACGAUGACGGUGACUGUGCCCUUCUCGAUAAGCUCCUCCAAGACAUGAGUGAAGCUGUACGGCCGGAUACCGGGGUUACAGCGUCAACGUCCUCAAUACCGUAUGAUGGAGACUCGGACAGUGAUCUCUCUGUUGGUUUUACCAAUCUCCUCAAUAUGCAACCGGCUCUCUCACCCCUGCCACCGUCACCAGUUAUUGAGCUCGUUUCUGACUCUGAAGUAGAGGAAGUAAAAGUGCCGAGCUUAGCCAGAAAAAGACAACUUCGUGGACGAACGAAACAGCCUUCUCCAUUGGCCAGGAGACAUUCGAACCAACUUGAAAAAGAAAUAGUAAAAAAGUCGCCAAAAAUUCGAACAAAAUCGGAAAAAUCUCAAUCAACUUUGGUGGAAAGAGAAUCAGUUGGAAUGAAAAUAAACUCUGGGAAGAAGGGAGAUAAAAUUUACAAUGCUGUGAAGUUUGUCAGUGGUGGAAUUCAGACUUUAGAAGGUGGCAAAGCAAUAAUUUCCAGUCGAUUAUCUGAUGAUGAGGACAAAGCGACUCAGCGGAUUUCACCCUCUGGUGAAAACAUCCUCAGAAAUGAUUUGUCAUUAUCCGGCUCUUCAAGUGAUGAAGAGACUCAUAAUUACGACUGCGGGGACGAUAGUUUCUUUGCAUCAGCUCCGCCUGGUGGGCUGGAUGAGAAGGAAAAUGCUCAAAAUACGGAGAAUGGAAGCCAGUUUGACUUUCACGAGUUGUAUAAACAGCUGCCGCGGCAAUCGACAAGGAGUUUUGAGGUGAAUCAGAACUUGGACGAGACCCAGUUGUCGCCGAGGAGAGCUAGGAUAAGGUCAUUGCCUGGAGGUCAGAUUUCAAGGUCACCUGCGGAGGUGCGUAGAAAUGUUAAAGGUGAAGGUUCCAAGUCGCCGCUGAGGAGACGAAGCAUCGGGUCGCCGAUCAGGCGGUCACCAAGGUUACGCUCGGAGUCGUCAGAUGACGGAGGAAUUAAGGAAAGGUUACGGUCAAGGUCACCACUUCGUAGGAACGAUGCAUUUGAUGAAAGGUCAAGGUCACCCAGGGGGCACUUAUGUCGCGAUGAUAAUUUCGACACUGAGGCAAAGGGGUGUAAAACACUGGAUUCUGUGAAACCUGUAGCUCCCAAAGAUGCGAUCAUUUCUCGGAAAACACGAAAACGAACUGUUAGUUUGAACGAGCCUACUGUUACCCGUGACAAAUCUCCUGCGUCUGGAGAUAAGAAAGUUUUCACUAGAUCUCGUAGUCAUUUAUCCGUUGUGUUCAAAGACAAUAUGAUUGAGUGCCUAGGUGAUGGGAAAUUGACCCGGUCUUCGAGUUCCCCCGAUGUUAGCCCGAUUAAAACUGCUCCUAAUCAGGAUGGUUCUGCUAAUAUUGAGAGUACGAUCCAACAAUUCGUUCCAAGUGUUCAAAUUGACAUGCUCAAUACCAAAGGUGCUAAUUCAAAUUCUGGUGCUAAAGCAAAAACCUCUGAAGAUGAUGCCGAACUUUCUGAAAGCAAUAUUGAAAAUUCAGAUGAAGCCAAUGUGAGCAUUGGUCGGAGAUCGCUUCGUUCUCAUUCCACAUCAAGUGAUGUUGUGGAACUGCCGAAAGCUUGUUCGAAAUCGUUUCAACAGAGAAAUAACUUGGUCGCGAAAAGGCUUCGUAGUUUAGGACGGAAGGUACAAAAGGGGGGUAAAGGCGGGAGUAAGGUUUGCGACGGGGUUUCGCGGGACCAGGGCGUGCUGACUGCUAAAAGGACUUUAAGGGGACGCAGUUUGACUCUGAAGGGAGAUGAAGUAGUGUCUGAUCAGAAACUGGAGGAGAAGGCAGGGGAAUCGAGUGACAAUGACAAGGGAAAAGCAGGCAAUGUAAACACACAAGCAGACGAUGAAAACCAAUGUGCAGACGUUGUGAAUAUGCCAGCAGACGACGUAAACAAGCAAUCAGAUAUUGUGAAUGAACAAAGUAACGAUGUGAAUAGACAAGCAGAUGUGGUGAAUCAACGGGCAGAUGAUGUAAACAGACAGGCAGACAGUGGAAAUGAACAACCAGACAAUGGAAAUAAACAUGGAAAAGAUACUAGUGAAGAAGAAGAUCAUGUAAAUAAACAAGCAGACGUUAAAACCAAACAGAUGGAAAAGUACAAUGAGUUUGCUAAAUGUGCAAAAGAGGAGAAAAAUGAUGAGACAGUCAUUGAGAAGAAGAAAGACGACGUAGCAGACGACAGUGAAAAGCUUUCUGGGAAAAACGCUGAUCUGAAAAGUGGGCUACGCACCCGUCGGGAACGGAAAAGUAGCGAGGGGUCCUGGGAGGGUCGAAGGAAGAAGAGGGGCAGUGGUGGCUUCACGGUCAGCGAGGUGAAAUUCCUCGAUGUUGCAGAAGAUGGCGAGGAUGGGCCGACUUCUCCUGGGUUUAGGGGCAAAAGAGCGCGGCUUGGAAAGAGUUAUAGCGAGGAUUGGGGAAGGGCGGAGAGAGGUGCUCUCAGCUUGAAGACUCUGGAUACACCGACAAGAGAAAGAAAUGUCACCAUUAGGUCAAGUCCAAAGUCUCCUAAAGGGGGCAGUCCUCUGUCUCUGGAUUUGAAUACAUUUGAGGAGAAUGCUUGCGGCAUGUCAUCCAAAAGAAAUGCAAGAUCAGUCAACCCGAGGUUGCUUUGUGAUACAUCCGACCCCAAUGAAUUGGACACAGACAAUCGAACUGAUAAUGAAGCCGGUAAUUCCUCCUUACUCUCAUUUCCUGGAGUUGCAUCUCAUUUUGAAACUGAAAAGACUCCUGAUUUUAACAUGGACAUUAAUGAAAUUUUUAAAGAAAUUCACUCGGGGACAGAUCUGAUGAAUGAUGUUGAUAAUGAUUCCAAUGAUCAAGGAGAAAAUCAGAAUGCAACAAGUGGACAUUUUACUUUGACGGUUGAUUCUGAAAUCGAAGAAGCAUUCCGAGGCAAGGGUUCUGAGUCCACUGAGCUUGCCGUGGACCCAACCUGCCGUCGUGGCUCGAAGCGUCUAAAACCCUCCGCUAAGAAGUCUAAAAAGACAUCUAGUCAUGAUUCAGAUGUUUCAAAGCCGAGCAAUAAAUCGAAAGACUCCGGAGACAUCAAUGAUAACAUUGCACCGCAGAACUUCACGUCGCCAAUUUACGUUCCGUCAAACAGUGGUUCUGUGAAUGAAUCAGAGUUGCCGCCGUUUAUCCGCAUGAGUCAAAGCUGUGUUACUGUCGUUUCGCCCGAGACGAGCGGGAUCCCAGGAGGAUCUGGUGGUGGGUCGGUGGGACGCUCCGAGACGCCUCUCAGUAUCUCCUCAAUCGAAUCCACGGCUUCCUCUCCAGUGUCGCCACUCCCCAUGUCACCGAUAACAAUCCCCGAACUGAUAACCCCGAUAUCCCCCUUGCCUCCAACUCCAGAACCGCUUAGGCAGCGUUCGCCAGCUUCAGACUCCUCGUCGCCAGGUCUAAAUGUGAGCCUUGCAAACUUUGAACAGACGCCGACCCCAAGUAUCGUUUCACCGUUACCAGAGACGCCUUACAAACCAGAUUCGCCGGUUCCAUCGACGUCGUAUUUUGAAUCUCCGGCUAGAUUUGAUGCAUCUGUACCCAAAGAUGUCUUGACUGUUAAGCCGCAAUCCAGACGGAAUCUUAAAACCGCAUUCCGCGAUUCUGGUGAUUUAUCUGAUGGCGAAACACAGGAUAGGAACUUGCCAAAAAAUGGUAACUUGCCAAAAAAUAGUGACAUACUGAAAAAUUCUGGCUUGCCGAAAAAUAAGAAAGCGCAGAAAAAUAGCAGGGCAGGUGCUAAUUUGGUCAGCGCAGAUAUCUCUCAGGAUGAUUUGCCACCUGGGCAGCAGGGGGAGAUCGAGGAUGCGUCUGCAAAUCUCACUACAGGCGAAUCUGUAAAACUUUUGAAUAAGAGGGAGAAGCGGGCGAAACGACGAGCUGAGAGAGCUGCUUGCAUUGAGGAGUCGGGACUGGGACCAGCAGCUGAAACUUCAUCUAAGCCUACUGAUGCUGGAACGACGAAGCCGGCUUCGAAAACGAAGACAAGUAGGACUGCUAAUUCAGUCCAAGCGAUUCUGCUGGAUAAGUUGAUGACCGCCAGGACUCCGAAAGCUGUUGAAACGGUCGGCGCAGAGAUCGUCAAGGCCAAUCCUGCAGUGGACUGCCUCAGCCUAGCGGAGCAACUAGUUAGAUUUAUGGAGAAGAGGGAGUCCAAUCUGAUGAACGUCCUUCUGUUGGGCGCUGGGAAGGAGAGGGAACGUCAUUGCCAACCCUUGCUCUCGGACAUUGAGAAGAGAUUCAUACGUUUGGUGCUCUAUUUGAAGGAUAAUCUGGAUUCAUUUUGGUCACCACUCCUGCGAGCUCUCUCCUCCACCAUUCUCAGUGACAAGCCUCUGAAAAUACUCGCUCGGCUAGGGCUUUGUCGAAUCUUCACUGGCCUUUGCCGCUUAUCAGCCAACGCGGACCAACUCCGCGUUUUGAUAUACGAUAUUCUUAUGAAAAGGGAUCUCAGCCACUCAAUGUUGUUGUCGGCGAUGAGUGGAGUUUGGAGGACGGUGCUUGUAAAGGAGCGUGAUUGGUCAAACGCUGCAAUUGGUCCGGUCACCAUGAUCGAUGUGAUAGAGUAUGUUGUCUUGAAGGAUUGUGAUCUGAGCAAGCCAUGCCAAAUCUUGAUUAAAAUCUGUGGCUGGAGAAUGGAAAGGGUCCAGCAGACGGAUGCCAGAAGUUUAGCUCUUAAAAUCAUCAGCCAACUACGGUCAUACUCGAGGAAGAAAACCGACAGAAAAGAGGCUGUUUUUGAGCUCCACAAAGCCUUGGAACUCCUCGCGAUAAGGCAGGGUUGGCCUUGGACGUACGACGUUUUCAUAAAAGAGAUCGUCUUCCCGGCGAUGGAGGAGUUGAGUGACAAGUUAGAGAAGGCUUCAAACAAUGAACAAUCAACAUUCAAUGACUUUCUUGUGAAUUUGCUGCAUUCUCUAGGCGAGAUAUACUCCUGUUGUCCCCCGGCGUACACAAAUCGUGUGGUUGAAAUCAUGAAUAAGCUCGCUGAGCUGCUUCAAGUUGACAGAUCACCCGCAGUGCCAUGGCAUAUCCAGACCAACGCCCUUGAGACACUUCUGAUUUUAUCGCCAUUCAGUUUGGAUAUGGUUGCCACGGUGACAACAAAAUGGACGACAUAUUGCAGUAAAAACUCUUUAGAUAUUCCCACAGAAGUCGAACAAAAAAUUGAGACAUUCCGAAGCAGAUUCAAGGAACGGUUACCAUAUCUGACCGCCAAGUAGAACCUCAGUCAAAUUAGGACUUCCCCGAAGAUUUUUUUUUUUAAAGUGAUUUAAAGACGGAGAAGAACUUCGAAAUGACCACAUUAAAACAAGUUCAGAAUUGGACUGGGCACUUAACAAGUAAAAAUCAGGUCAUUAUAGAAGGCUCAAUUAUGAUUUGGGUGUGCUACUCUGAUGUAAUAGUGUAUAUGGAGUUUAUCUCUUGAUGAAGUGCUUGGAGUUUACUACAGUGAUGUGUGGAGCUUGGAUGUAUCACUUUUGCGUAAUUAUGCAUGAAUUUCUGCACAAAUCAUUAUAAUGCUAUCAUGUCAAAAUGACGUAGUCCACCAUUCUCAUUCAAAUUGGACAUCUUGCUCAGCGAUUGCACUUAAAGUUUGCUUUUUUCAAACUUGAUAAUCAACAUCAUGCAAGUACUGUAAGUCUUGAAAAUGUUUCAAGUGUUAUAUUUUUGUGAAUGGCCUGUCAUACGCAAAGUUCAAAUGCAUUUGAAUUUCAAAUCUUAUGCAGUAAGUAAAUUUUAAAAGCACAAAAGUAUAAAUGUAGAAAGGCCUAUUACAUAAUUACUAAUAACAUUCAGGUACGUAUUUAAGAGGAUCUUAUUCAUAAUGCAUACUGUUAAAAUAAUAUUGUGAGCAUGACAUGCAAUUAUCAUGUAAUUAAUGACAAAAUAUUUAACAAGAACGAAUAUGUUUAGAGCAUUUAUACCCUGUGCAGUAUAUGUUUAUUCAGGGAGUUUAAAGAGAAGUUGAUACAUUACUACAUGCCAAGUCUUGAGAAAACGUCUAUAAUCAUGACAGUGAGUACACGCAAGAUUUCUUCAUACCCUGCUCAUCCAUCAUUAUCUUUUUAAGUGUUGUAGUGAUGCAGGUGCUAUUUUAAACAUGUUCAAUGCUCAAGUUUUCUAUUCAAGAGUAGAAUUUAGUCAUUUUAUGGCGGGAAAACUCCCAUCGAUAAAGGCUUAGAAAUUAGUAGUUGUAUAACACUGUUUGUUGGCUAGAGUAUGUAAACAUGGAUGAGAAUCCUCAAGAUUUCUGAUUUUUUUUUUUAUCCGGAUUAAUAAACCAAUAAGAUUUCAAAUUAUUUUGACUGAAAAUGACCCCCAAUUCAUUUUUUUGGACUUCAGGCCUAAAAAUUUAUUUCAGAAAAUCAAAAUCUGAUAAAAAGCUGUAGUCCUUCCUUGAAAAGUGUGUCAGCAAUAUUUUUUUCGUUUUUUUAGAGAGGCCACUCGUGUGUAUCUAUUUUGAACAAGAAAUUUCUGGAUUUUUUUAUCCUGGUCAUUCUUCUCUCUGAGAUUUGAGGGUAUGCUCGAAGCAUGAUGAUAAUUAGUUGAAGUAUCAAGUAGUUUAUAGAUGUAGUUUAGCGAUACAUGUAGUUGACUAGUAAUUGUGUCUCAAAGGAGAUAGUUUUGAAGUUGUGGUUGUGACUUGGCAGUAAAAAUGUAAGAUUUUUCUUCAAUAGCAUCCCGCGAAGAUGACGUCACUGCAGCUGCUGCCCUCUAUUUCCCCAUCGCUGAAUUACAGGCAAUGUCGGACAAACAUGCGGUUUCGUAAUGGAUUCAGACUUUCCAACUAGGGCAGUUAGAUUCAAUCUGGCACAUGUCUGAGUGUUGGAAAUACUACAUAAUUGUUCUGAAUAUUUCUCUCUCUGACUCUAUGGUAUCAUUCAUGCUAAAAACAAUGCAGGGUCAAAGAUAAUUGACUUUGAAAUAAGCUCAAAUGCGUAGAAAUAAGUGUCGAUGUCCGACUGUCACGUGACUAAAACGUCAUCAAUAUCUUAUGCAAAUGACCUUGUGAGCUAUAAAUAGUAACUUCGCAGAAUGCUAUUACUCCGAUACACAGCUUAUAAAAAUGUAGUGUACUUUUUGUUCCUUCAAUGAAAGGCCUAAGGGAUUGUCAUUGGGACCCCUGCUGUAAUGAAAAAUAUCCAUUUCUCUUCUUUGACAAUUGUCACAACCAAUAGGUCAGGAUCACUCUAUGAUGUGUCAGUCCCAGGAAGUCAUUAAAACGAACUGGAACCGCCGAGCGAUUUAUUCAACUUUUCGACUUUCACCGCCCGAGAAAGUCAAACUUCCAACUUCCUAUUCGAGUUCAGAUUUGUAGCUCCGCCCCCAGUGCCCGAGCAUGUGCAGUUCAAUUUGUUAUUAUUGAGAAUCAUGUGAGAAUCACGUGAGUCAUGCGAUCUUUCAUUCAUGAAUUUUCGUAGUAAAUUCCAUAGUAGUGAAACGGUCACCAAAAUUACCUUCUCAUUUUCGUAACCUUUUAUGUAAACCUAGUUCCAGGCACAACGGUUUAUUUCGUUUAUUUUCGGACAAAUUGUCAACAACUCUUUCUAUCAAUUUCCUGGAUGCGUCGCCAUUUUAUCGGUCAUGUGACCUGGACGGCGGCCAUCACUGUUUACAAUUUUCUCGUAUUUUUAUUGGUUCUUCCUAUCACGUGAGUGGCUGAGGAAUGCCGAAUGAUUCCUUUCCUACAGCACCGCUAAAGUUAAAAUUUCAUUGUUACCUCUCUAACAAAAACUUCUGUUAUCUUGCAAAUUUGGAAUUUAUCUCGAUUAAUCGUAAGCUUAUUUAAUCACUCCUUAGCAUGUGCCUCGAACUACGGUGUUUUAAGUUAUAUUCAGUGCGAUCUCUGCCAGGAAACGAAGGCUUUUGUAUCGGGUUGCUUGGUGAUCUUUUCAUAUUUUAAUUGGGGGUGUCUUUGUGUGCGCAGUGCAUUGUGGAUCGGAAUGUCAGUUGAAUUAUCAUGUGGUCACGUGGACUUCGGGUAUUUAAUGGGAUAGCGUGGGUUUCCGAGCAGACCGGCUCAGAUGCGAUUAGACGCAGACGAUUUUCUCCUCUUGCUAAGAGUCGAGCAUUGGUACGUUUUUUUAUCUCCUCCUUUCUUCAGGAGUUGAGGGUACCCUUUUUAUUCCUCUGUCUGUGGAGAGGCCAGUGACUUGCUCAAGUCUCUGACUUAUAUAAAUUCUUUUUUUUUUUGCAUACCCCUCGUGCUGCUGGUGGAUCACUGGGGCCUUGCGGUCACUGCAGACCAUUUCGAAAUCGCUAGACCUCCCGAUAUGCGUGUUGAGCUCGCGUAAUUUUCUUUGGACCAGUUUUUUUGCUUCUGGCGAGCUCACCAGGUUGGACUGGUAAACGGGCCCAGAAUCUCUUGUAUCGGGUAACUUCAAUUGCGGGAAUCUUUCUGUUUUGCUGGGGCAAAACUUGUAUACACCUGGAAUUGAGGUGUCGGUUGAUUCUUCUUGGAAUAGUUUUAUUCCAAGAGGUUUUUUUUUUAAUACUUUUCCAUGCCGGUCUCCUGAGGAUUAACCCCUUGCCAUUCUGCCUUGAUUUGCAACAGUUGCUAACUGUUGCCCUGACGACGUAUCUCUGAAGUUAUUGUAUGCCACGGAUGAGUGGUCUGUCUCCCUGAUGUUUUAUGAGGGACCAUUUAUGUGCGAUUGUGUUGAAUAUUGUGAUGUACCUGUAUAUAUUAAUGUUGUAACCGGGUGUGGGUGGGGUGAGUAUUGAGAAUAGAUGCCGUAUAUUUUAACUGUUGGCCUGGACUUUAUUUAAUUGGAUUACCCGCCUGAUGUCAGUGUAUAUCAGGGGGCGUCAUUUUUGGCCGAGAUAAUUUAUGACAAGGAGGAUUAGUAAGUUUGGCCAGAGGCUCUGACCUGGAGGUCACCACUGGCACUUUUAGCCCCGAGGUUGUGACAGUAGUGACGUCACUGAAUGAUUGACAGCUAGGCGCCAUGUUUCAUUCAUGCCUCGUUCUGAUCACCCAAUACGCGGGAAAUGAAAACGAGGUCAUACGAACUGGCUUGGCGGUUCCAGUUCGCUUUUCCAGUUGAGCAUUUCCGAAGCAGUUGGUUGUUGAUUUCAUUGAGUUGUAUGGCUUGCAGACACAGAGGGGAGUGUGUUUACCCAGUCAAAAUGGGGGUAUUUGGUGUGAUAAAAGAAACUUUCCAGUUGUACAUUGUAAUUUCUUUUGUGAAAAGUGUUUAUAUUUCUAGUAAAAUCCUGUCACGCCAACAACUGGUUUGUGAAAUA
Molecule: messenger RNA, 10544 nt
Organism: Lineus longissimus
Lineage: Eukaryota; Metazoa; Nemertea; Pilidiophora; Heteronemertea; Lineidae
Exons: 18
Coding region: 161-6517 (2118 amino acids)
Source: RefSeq, a predicted model, not a curated record